AUGUCUGUGUUACAUCCUACCUAUACUAGAGGUAGUAUUAUGCUCGCAGCGAAUGGAUUAGUUCCAUUGCGGUCUAUUAAAUGUAGUUUUACGAUCGUUCAAGGCAGAUUUAAUUCUUCUACUACGGAAUCUAGUACUCCAAAAAUGCCACUGAAUACUGCGCCAAUUGAAUUUACAACGAAUUAUGGUUUUCGAGGCCCUUGGAAGCGUCCUAAUAGCAUCCAAGAAGCAGCUAAGAACGCUUUACGGUGCAAUGACACUACCCCUGCUAGAGAAUUACCAUUUACUGUGAAGCUGGUUGAUCCUCAUACAAGAAAAGAUAAGUUGAGCAGAUCUAAAACUGCCGGGAUAACGAGCAUCCGAAAGUCUAUUAUUGAUCCAUAUCUGCAACUAUCUAAGCCAAGGUUGACGGUAUUAGUGAUGCUAAGCGCCAUUUGUUCAUAUGCAUUGUCUCCGUAUCCAGCUACUAUCAGUGCGUUGUUGUCAUUAACAAUUGGUACCACUUUAUGUUCUGCUUCUGCAAAUGCAAUUAAUAUGGGCAGGGAGCCAGAGUUUGAUAGACAAAUGGUAAGGACUCAAGCAAGACCUGUUGUUCGCGGACUGCUUACACCUUUACAAGCUUUUAAAUUUGCAAGUGUUACAGGAUUCUUGGGUCCAACAAUCCUACUUCUUGGGGUGAAUCCAACUGUUGCAUCAUUAGGCUUUUUUAAUAUAUUUCUCUACGGAUGGCUCUAUACUUCCUUAAAGAGAAAACACAUCAUUAAUACAUGGCUUGGUGCCAUUGUGGGUGCCAUUCCCCCAUUGAUGGGGUGGGCAGCUUCAAGUCCAUUAUCUCACCCAGCCUGUUGGGCGUUGGCUUGUUUGUUAUAUGCCUGGCAAUUCCCUCAUUUCAAUACUUUGAGUCAUAAUAUUAGGAAUGAAUACAAGAAUGCAGGCUAUGUAAUGGCUGCGUGGAAAAAUCCUAAAUUAAAUGCUCGUGUGGCUCUGCGAUAUUCACUGCUCAUGUUCCCAUUAUGUUUUUUCCUUUCAUAUUAUGGUAUUACAGAUUGGUAUUACCAGUUUGAUUCUGCCAUUGCUAACGCUUGGAUGGCCUUUUGGUCGUUCAAAUUUUGGUGGCAGCAGCGCUAUAACUAUUCCAAAAAGGUUUAUAGCAAUAAGACUGAAUUCAACAAGGGGUUGGCUCUGGCGAAUGUCUAUGCUAGGAAAACAUUCUGGGUAAGUGUCUGGCAUUUGCCAGCUGUUUUAAUAUUGGCAAUUUUACACAAAAAGGGACGCUGGGAUUGGUUGCUGGAUGAGAAGCCCGCUUUAUCUGCAUAA
This is a messenger RNA of Eremothecium cymbalariae DBVPG#7215, 1317 nucleotides long. It is a transcript of the gene COX10, whose product is annotated as protoheme IX farnesyltransferase. The record is from RefSeq and is a predicted model, not a curated record. The coding region runs from base 1 to 1317 and encodes 438 amino acids. Gene Ontology annotation, molecular function: protoheme IX farnesyltransferase activity. Gene Ontology annotation, biological process: heme biosynthetic process. Gene Ontology annotation, cellular component: mitochondrion; membrane. NCBI's taxonomy places the organism in Eukaryota, Fungi, Ascomycota, Saccharomycetes, Saccharomycetales, Saccharomycetaceae. The transcript has a single exon.